AUGAAGAACAAAAAAAAAAAUUCAAAAAAUAAUUUUAAUCGAAAUUAUGACUCUCCUUAUAAUUUUUGUCCAGCAGAUGGCUACUCAGAAAGUUCUACUUGUUCAUACUCUCAAUUUUAUGAAAUGCAUAAAAAAAAUAUGAGAAAAAAAAAGGAAAAAGAAAAAAAAGAAAAUCAACUUUUUCAACUAUCUCAAAGUUGUAGCAGCAGGGGUAGCAACGAGAGUAACAAUGAGAGUAGAAACUAUAACGGCCCGAUUGACUCACCUUUCAAGACGAAGAAAAAAAAAGAAUGCUUCCCUCUGUCCAACAAUAGUAUAAAUAAGUUUAUAAAAUCGAGCUAUGAAAAAUAUAAAAUAAAUACAAAAACAAAAGAAGAUAACUUUAAAAAAAUAACAUCUCGAAUAAAAAGAUACAUAAAAAAAAUGGAUGAUCAGGGUUAUAAAAAAUAUGAAGAUGAUAAAAAUAUAUGGAUUAGAAAUGGAAACAAUAAAAAUAAUUUCAAGCCAAUAACGGAUAUUCAAUAUAAUCAGAUGCAAAAUUAUAUGGUUGAAGAUUCAAAAAUCUGUGAACAAUCAGAUAAUACUAUAAAUAGGUAUGGAAAUAGAAAAGAAAGAAUAUUAUCAACACAGCUAAAUAAAAUAACAAAUUUGUUAGGCCCCCUUAGUGAUACAUCAGUAGAUAAUGAAUAUGAAAAAAAAUGCUUGUUCAAUAGAUCCAUACUAAAACAAUCUCAAAACAAAUUAGAUGUAGAAUCGUCAAAUAUUGUAGAAAGUUGUAUAUUUUGCUCAAAAUUUGAAAUUGUAGAAAAAAUCAAAAAGUUUGCAUUUAAUAAAAUAAAACCUAUAUGUGCAUCAUGUUUUAUUAUAUUUUUAAAUUUAAUAAAAAUUAAUUCAAUUAUUUGUAUUUGUUGUUUUAAAAUAUAUUUCCCUUAUAAAGACAUAAUAAGAUGUGCUAUAUGUAAAAGACAUGAUUCAAAAUCUGUAAAGAAAUAUUAUGACAACUUUAAGAACAAACAUAAUAUUACAUCUAUUAUAAACGAACUAAACAUAUUUACAUCUUUAUAUAAUUAUCAAUUUAGUAAUAAUAUAAAUACAGAUAUGUUUUUAAAUUUUUUUAUAAAUAUUAAUUAUUGUUUUCAAAAUUUAUAUUCAUAUCUUUCUUCUCAUCAAGUGCUUAUUAUUUCUAAAAAUUGUGUCUAUGCAAAUUAUUCAAAACCAUUUGGGGAUUUACUAACAGAUUUAAAUAUGAUAAAAAAUAAAAAAGAAAUAAAAUCUAAUGAAAACAAUUAUAUUAACAAUUUCGAGCAAACAUUAUAUAAAACUGAGAAAAGGCGCGACUAUGAAAUAUCUAAUACCUCUUGUUUAAAAAAAAAAAAAAAAUCAAAAUUAAAUAAGCUCGAAAAAGUUAUAAAAAAUUAUAUCACCAUGUUAGAUAAGCCUACUCGAAAAAAUAUGACCAAAUUGGUGUCGAAAAAAAAUAAGGAAAAUAUUUUAUACAAACAAUGUAGUAAACCUAUCGAAACAAACCCCUUACCUAUUCAAGAUGAGCAAGAGAAAAAAAAAGAAUUUAAUCAAAUCGAAGAAAAAUAUUUUACCUAUUUAAAACUUGCAGAAAUGAAACAUCAGGAAACAAUACAACAAAUUAAAAGUAUACUUAAUGAAGAUGUUAUAAAAAAUAGAUGCAUGGAAAAGCAGAAUAAUAUCUUAGACACUUUUGAAAAAGGGAAUAUAAAUGAUAAGGAAGUAAAGAAUGUAGAAAAUGAUGAGAUAAAGGAGCAGGAAGUAAAGAAUGUAGAAAAUGAUAAGAUAAAGGAGCAGGAAAUAAAGAAUGUAGAAAAUGAUGAGAUAAAGGAGCAGGAAAUAAAAGACGUAGAUAAUGAUAGCAUACAGGAGCAGGAAGUAAAAUACGUAGAAAAUGAGGCAUGCUCACAGAAUUUACACCCAUUUGAUGAAGCAAAAAAUGAAAAAGAAAUGGAACAACAAAAUAUAGCACAACCUAAUAGUUAUAUAGAAAACAUUUCUAUGAAGGAAGAAAAUAAAAGUAAUGAAAUUAAGUUGGAAAUUCCUGAAAUAAACAAUGAAAAUGUUGAAAAAAAGGAAAAAAAUAAAAUAUAUACAAAAAAAAAUAUAAAAAAUUUUAGCGAAGAAAGUAAAAAUUCAUUUGAAAAUUUUAGUAAAACAAUUAUAACUAGUUUACUUAAAUUAAAACAUGAAAAAAUACAAUCAUCAUAUUAUCAUCUUAAUAAUGUGUCUACUAAAAUAAAUCAAAUAAAUUUUAAUAAAACUGUUCGAAAAUAUUAUUCUAAAGGUGUUUUUUUAUUAUACUAUAUCAAAUAUGUACAGAAACAGGAGACUGAGAUUCAUCGUGUAUUCCAAACUGUUCAGGCAGCCGAAACUGACGUAGAAAACUUCAAAAGGAAGUUCAGGAUACACAACGGAAAAGAUCCCAAUCUUAGUGAGAUCAACAAAAGUAUAUACGAAAAAUAUAAAUUAUUAAAUCGAGGAAAAAUAUUAUUAGAAAAUAAAAUAAAGAAUUUUGAAAAUAGUUCAACUAUAAAACAAAUUUAUCAAAUAAUUGAUGAAUUUAGUGAUAUUUUAAAAACGGCGCUAAAUAAGAAUAAAGAUGAAAUCGAGGAGAUUGAAAAGAGGAACCUAAAGACAGUAAAUAAAUAUUUGAAAAUGGUAGUAAAAGAAAAAAAAAGAAAAAAUAAUAAAUUAAAUAAAGUUGUAAAAAAAUAUGAAUAUUUUCAUGAUGAAUUAUUUUCAAUUAUACAAAUUUUAAACCUUUUAUAUGAUGUUAGUGAAAAUAAUAAAAAUAUAGACUUAGCAAAUUUUAAUUCAGCUAGUGUAUUAAGAAAAAUUCAAAUGUUUUUAUAUACAAAAAGAAUAAAAAAACUUAAUGAAAGUUUAAAAAAAGGUACACCAAAAAAAAUAAAAAGAAAUUAUUCCAUUUCAAAUAUAUCCUAUUCAAUAUGCUCAUAUAAAAAGACAAACUUUAAACAUAUUUAUGAAAAAGAUAAAAAUUGUGAAAAAUCUAUACCGAAAAUUAUAUGUAUAUUAGAUAUUAAAAAAAAGAAUUUAGAUAAAUUCUUAACAGAUAAUAAUCCAAUUAAAAUAAUAGAUAAAAACAAUUUAAUAUUUAUAAAAGAAUUAUAUUCAUUUGAUUCUAUAUAUAUAAAUAAAAUAUAUAUACAUGAUUUCAUGUCUAAUAUUGUAAAUAAUUAUAUCAACCAUUUUGCUAACCAAAAUAAUAUUACCAUAUUUAAUUUUUCUCUAAAUUAUUCUAGAAAUAAAAAAAAUGUAUUUUUAAAUUCGUUUAAAGAUUACUUUCAUUUUAGUAAGAAUAGGGAAAACACAUCAAAGCAGCACAACCGGUUUUCAAUUUUACAAAAUGAGCAUAAAGAAGGGAGUCACAAAAAUAGCAUAACUAAAAAUUGUCAAGGUAAUCAUACCUGCUUGGAUAUGUUAGAUGACAUCAAAUGCAAAAAUCACAAUUUAAAGAAAAGUGCAACACUUAUAAAAAUUAUCAAUGAAUUAAAAAAAAAAAUAAACGAAAAAUAUUCGUAUGAAAAUUAUAACUUAAAAUUGAUUGUAUAUGCUCAGAAAAAUAAAGCACUCUAUAAUAUUAACAAGUGUGUUUUUUUUAAACAAAAUACAGUUGUUUCUUCAGAAGAGGGAAAAAAUAAUAAUAUAAAAAAAUAUAGAAUUAAAAUAAAUUUAAAAAAAAUGGAAAAAAAAAGACGAAAAAGUAGUGAUAAGGUUAAAAACAAAUCGAAAGAGGAAACACACAAAAAAGAUAACUACAAAAUAGAAUAUUUAAAUGGUGUAAACUUAAAGAAAAUCAAGAAUAUUAAUAAACAUAUAAAUUAUAAAAAUAUAAAUAAGUUUAAAAAAUAUUCUAUAAUUUUUGUAAUAAAAUUAGAAUUAUUAGUGUCUUGUGAAAAUAAUAUUUGUAUCAAAAAAAAUAAAAUAAAAAAAAAAAAAAAAAUAUUCCAUUUUACGCUUGUUGAUAUAGCUAUACCUAUUUUUGAUAUCAUGAAAAAAAAAAAUCAAACUGCUAUUAAUUAUUUUCUUGAAUUUAAAAAUAAACAAAACUUCGAAAGUAUAUUUAUCAAUUAUAUCCAGUCUCAACUUUUUAAUAUAAAAAAUCCUAUUUAUCAUUCUUAUAAAACUAUUCAAUUUUUAUUACAAACAAAUCCACAAAUAUGCUUUCUUUUGUAUAUAAGGGACGAUUUUUUCCUUUCCAAUCAUCAUAAUUUAUAUUCUCUAUCGAAUGAUCCAAAUUAUCAAAACGAAAAUAAAACCAAUCAUGAAAUUGUUAAACCACAAACAAAUCAAAAUACUAUUAUAAAACUUUUGUAUAUUUAUUAUUGGUGUAUUAUGUGUGAAGAAAGAGAUUCUGCCCUCUCUUCUUCCUGA
Plasmodium vinckei vinckei is the source of this 4419-nucleotide messenger RNA. RefSeq names its product conserved Plasmodium protein, unknown function. NCBI's taxonomy places the organism in Eukaryota, Apicomplexa, Aconoidasida, Haemosporida, Plasmodiidae. The record is from RefSeq and is a predicted model, not a curated record. The transcript has 2 exons. The coding region runs from base 1 to 4419 and encodes 1472 amino acids.